Molecule: messenger RNA, 3320 nt
Organism: Fopius arisanus
Lineage: Eukaryota; Metazoa; Arthropoda; Insecta; Hymenoptera; Braconidae
Exons: 2
Coding region: 158-3076 (972 amino acids)
Source: RefSeq, a predicted model, not a curated record
UUCACCGGCCGUUACACGUCGUUGAGUUCGAGACCAUUUUACAGCCUUUUACGUUUUACUCCGAGCAUUUGGCGUGUCAGGAGCAACAGAGCAACAGGUUGCUGUCAUGAAAACAACAUCGUACCCUUAGGUAAUCGUGGCGAGAGGAGAUGAACAAAUGAAAAUGAGUGAUACAACGGAUAAUAAUAAAUACAAGUGGACUCCGGAGAGUACAACUCUUCUCGUUUCUGUGUGGACAGACAGACAGGUCCAAAAACAACUGGAGUAUGCGGUAAAGCCUCAAUUAAUAUGGGAAAGUAUCGCCAAGUACAUGAGCAAAAAAGGGUAUGGGGUUACAGCUCGACAAUGCAGGUCCAGAAUGAAGCAAGUCUUGGUUUGUUAUCGGGAGGCGAAAAAAACUGGGACAAGAGCGGGGGUCGAGCGUUAUUACGAAUCAAUUGAUAAGGUUUUGGAGAAUAAACGAUUGAGUAGAGGAGAGGCUGAAGCAGAGGGGGAAAUUGGGACUGAUGCUGGGGGUGUGGAUACUGUGGACGCCAGUGAAUUUGUGCUGAAAUCCCCAGAGAAAGAGAUAAAAACCCACGCAAAUUUUCUGAUGCGGCGAAAUAAAUUGGAGGAUCCACCGGAGCCCUUGAUCCGCCAAAUUGACAUUGAUCCUCGCCCUUGGACAUAUUUACCCCAGGAGUACUAUGCAGAUUCAUCAGAAUCCAAUGAAACCGUGCUGGCACGUCCCCACCGUUCGCUAUCACCUACAAUUCGCGACCCAAGAAUGAACUUCGAGCCCAAAACACUUCGAUCAAAUAUGAAAUCUGUCCGUAGAUCUCUGCCAGAGGAUCGCUAUCGUUACAACACCCUGGAGGCAAAUCGUUUCUCCGAAAUGCCACUGAAGAACACAGUGCAAAAUGUUCAAAAUCAGAUAAUCCAGGAGAACAUGCUUCUGAAGAAUCAAUUAUCCGAAAAUUACAUGAGCAACCAGGGCCCUCAGUCCCUGGACUACUGCAAUUUUCCCCCUCGAAAUUAUCCCCCAGACAACAUGAUGUACUACCCGACGAGACAAUCCACAAAUCUUGCUAGAAUUCAGAGUCAAUUGCAGCAGUGCGCCCUGUCAGAACGAUUGGAUAAUCCAAAAAGUUUCAUUCCCUUCACCACGAAGAAUUCCGAAAACGUCAAUUACAAAAUUCCUCUCCGUUCCCAGACCUAUCCCUCAGACAUCGCCCCCAACUUGAACGAGGCUUUUUGCCAGGGGAAGAUGUCCCAGCCGGUGGCAGCCCACAAUUUGAACGAGACGUACGAUCAAGACAAUGAUAUGUUUCCAGUCAAUACAACAACAAUAACAAACAAUGCGACAUUCAACGAUGACACACUGUCCAUAGAAUUCAUUGAGGAGUCACCGAGUCCAUCCGAAAAUGGAUUGAUUAGCUCCAAGAAUCAGUCUCCGAAUCCCCCCAAUGCGCCAUUCAGAAAGAAAAAAGCCCAGAAGCUGGAGCAAUUGAUGUUGAGUGCUAUUACAUCGCAAACUGAAGUUGUCAAUAAAAUUUUGGCGGCCCAGGAUUCAAUGGUGACUCGAAUUCUGGAUAGAGAUCAGAAUCGUCAGGAUCGAUUAGAGAAUCGUCUGGAUCAGCUGAUGAAUGUAGUCCAGGCGACAGUAUUGAACAAGAGUGGAGGAGGCACUGAAAAAUCAGUGGAUCACACACCACCGGCUAUUAUUCCAUCAGGUCCUCUCUGCUUUUCACCACCACCUAAACCAGGAACUGUUCCUCCGAAGCUGGACUUGGUCCCUCCGAAACCCUGCAGAGUGCCCUGUACCAGUCCUUCCUCAAAUAUUGAAUUGAUAACCCAGAGCUCUGUGACAACGAGACCUGGUGUGAUAAGACCGUCGAAACCAGGAACAAUAUGGUCCAAGUUGGGGCCAGUCUCGGCCUCUCCCUUUGUUCAGGCACAGAAAGAGAUGAAUACAGCAGCUGGACUCCCACCGUCUGUAUCCAACGACUGGAAAAUGAAGUCAUCAGCUGAGAGACGAAUAGCCAUGGGGUCUCUCUCGAUUUUUGAGGGAAAGGUGGCGAUGGAAGAGACUCAGAGAUUUCUGCAGGCUGAGAAACUCAUGGAGGAGAGGAUUGAAAAUGCUCGUCAGAUCGUCUUCCAAAAUAUUGGGAAAAAACCGGACACUCAGCCAGCGCGACGACAAUUAUUCAAUUUCAAGCAAGCGGAGGACAAAGAGGAGAGGGAGAUUAAAUGUCCAUCAGUAGCUAAAAUUCUGACAGCCAACUUUCUGGAUAUUGAACGACAGGCUGAGGAAAGAUCUCGAUACUUUCCUAUUUUUAAAUAUAAAAACGAAAGGAAUGAUGAACUUUUGAGUGGUCAGGGUGAGGGUUACGCUCGAUUGAGGAAUCUUGAUCAAGUACUGGCAUUUAAUACUUCAACACCAACGAAACUGGAGCAAAAGCCAAGGCAAUCGGAAGUAGAUGAUGUCCCUAAGCAGACGAUCCAGCAGUUGGCACAGCUCGUGAUGCAGAGUGCACGUUGGAAACAGACAGCCAAUCGAGUUGAGCCCAUAUCAUCAGCACCACCACCACCUCCACUACCUUCUGCCAGUUACGAUAAUUAUGCUCAACGUCAAGGGUAUAAUAAAGCUCGCGAUUGGCUACAGGAUCGUUACUCUUAUGGGGUUGAGCCGUCGAAAGGUCCCAUGGGAUUUGUCAAUCCCAGGAAUUACCGAGAGAGGGAGAAUGAGGAAAUGAGGGAGAGACAGGAUUUUAAAACGAUUGGAUUUAAUCCCGAGAUUUUGUCUUCCAAUCAAUAUGAAAGGGAUGAGUAUCUCCUGGAGAAGGAGAGAAUGGCGGGCAGGCAAAGAUACAUCAAGGGAAAUUACGGGAACUCUGGACAACGUGAUAUUAAUAAAUUUGCUCAGGAUGGAGUGGGCCAGAAGGACAAGAGGAAUCGGGAGUCUGACGUUGAGGACAAUGACGAAUAUCUCGAUACUACCACGACCUUGAAACCUUAUCGAAAAACUUCAUUGACUUCGAGUGGGACUUCUGGUACUGGGACUGCUAAAAAUGCCGCUGGGUGUGCCAUAUCAUAAUUUUUCAUUUGCUUUUUCAUUUUUUUUUUAUUAUUAUUCAGGAUUAAAUCAUUCUAUUAUUUCAAUAAUGAAGUGAAAAGCCGGAGAGACAGCUGAACCAUGACAUUUUUUUUGUUGAUAAAUUAAUAGACUGUGAAGAUCAUUUGACUUUUUAGGGAAUAAUAUAGGCUCUUCCGCUCUUCACUUCUUACAAUUUGUCUUCCAACGAAAAUACAUGAGAUUUAUUGGUCAGCAGUGAUUGACU